Caenorhabditis angaria is the source of this 5517-nucleotide messenger RNA. The record is from the annotation of a GenBank genome assembly. Lineage: Eukaryota; Metazoa; Nematoda; Chromadorea; Rhabditida; Rhabditidae.
AUGCCGUUCGAAAAAGUAUGUUUUUUUUUCCUUGAGCAAAGGUUAAUUUUGAAUUUUCACAGUUUACCGAAUGCAACAGGACUAUUUGGGCUCCCAAAAACGCAAUUAUCAAAUCCGAAUUGAUAAAGAAAUACCCGGAAUCUUCAGUAAUUUUCACAAAUGGAGUUUUCUUUGAAAAUCAUCAAGAAGAAGAGGUUGGUUCCCAUCUCAAAAAUAGCUCCAAUUUUCAAUAAGCAAUUUCAGAUUUUAAAAACCGGAGUAGGCAACAUUUUCGGUUUGCGGUUUGUGGAGCAAUUACAAUUAUAUCGCUGUGAUUUGACCGGAAAAGAUUUGAAUGUGGAGAUCGUGGAAAUUGACACAUUUGUCCAUUUAGAAUCUGGAGCUCAAGUGAGUUUGGGAGCGACUAGGAUUCAGAAUUUUGUUUAAGGCCAUAGAACGGGUGUUUGCCCUUUACAGAACAUAAAAAAUUCAAAGCCCACAACGUAUUGAAUAAAUUAAUAAUAAAAAAAUAAACACAACUCGGCCAAGCCGUGGCUAGCCAUAGUAAAUUUUUUGAAAAAUCUAAAUUUCAGUUUUAAGAGGUCAAAAAUUGAAAAAUCACAAUUUUUAGAGGACAAAAACUGAAAAAUUCACAAUUUUUAUACUGUAAAAAAUUAGCGUACAAUUUGUUAUUCUGGAAACCACGAUUUUGGCCGAGGUGUGUUAAAUAUACAAAAAUAAACAAAAAAAUUCCAGAUAACUAAAGGCACAACAACGCAAUUUAUCGACAACAAUUUUUUGUUUUUGGAAUCGUUUCAAAAAAAUCAAUAUUUUUUCAAUGAUUUGGUUCAUCUCGAUGAAGGAUCGCUGGAAAAAGAAGUUCCCAUGGAAAAUUUAGAACUCGAAAAUACUUUUGAAACUCUUAAAAGUACAUCAAAUUCACCAGCGAGGGAUUCAUUGUCGGAUGACUUGGUUUUGAUGGAUUUCGAAACAGAAAAAUCGGCCUCUGAUAACGAACAUCAGUUAUCUGAAUUUAAUGCAAUCAGAACAAGCGCUUCUACAGUUUCAACAACAUCAACAUUACCAGGAAGUUUUGCGUUGAAAAAUGAUGAGGAAGCAACCAAAUCAAAAAUGUCAAAGAAUCUCAAAAGAAGCCAAGUUUCAAACCAAAAAAAUAUUUCAAAAAAACAAAAAAAAAAUGAAAAUACAGAACAAGAAACUUCAUUUGAUUCGGAUAAUUCACUUGAUGACUCAAACCCAUCACCAAAUUCAAGUGGCAACAUUCGAAAAAAACUAGGUGUUCAAAUAAAUGUUGUAAAAAAGCAGAAGAAACCACGAAGAAAACAAGUCGAUAAAACAUUUGGCGAGAAGUUACGAUUUGAAGAGGCGAAAAAGACGAUGAAAAAAAUGUGUCACUUGAAGAUUCGAACCAAUUCAACUGAAAUGGUAAAAUAAACUAACGAGCUGUAUUACUAUAAUAUUUUUAAGGUCGAUGUUGAUAAGAUAGAAUUCAGUGCCGUUUUGAGAGAGGAUGUGACUGAUGAAGUUGAAAACAAUGUUUUUGGUUACAAAAACGACCAGUAAGAUAAUCUGAUUUUAGUAUUAAAAAAAAUGUGUUUUUUCAGUACUGGAAAGUAUAUCAUUUUGUCGGGACAAACAAAAAUCGAGCAACUGUGUGUCAAAAAUGGAAAAACUUCGGUCACUAUCUUCAAUGUAGAUGAAGCCAAUGCAAAUUUGGUAGCAAUUAUUCGAUCAAUGACCGUUAGAGAAUUCUCAACCGCGGAAAAGGUGCAUAAAAUCAUAGUUGUCUAUUGUAACCAAAACAUUUUAUUACAGAUGAAUCAUGUUCGAUUCAUUUUCGCAUCGGCUAAUUUUCGGUUUGAUUGGUUGCGCAAAUUGACAUGUAACAAGUUAAAAGAUCUGUUUUUCAUGUUUAAUAGAGUGAGUUUUUAUACAAAUUCAAUUAAAUUCCGAAAAUAAUUUGAAUUCUUACUGUAGAUUCAAUUUUCCAGUUUCAUACUGUAGAUUACUGUAGAUUAUUUCUUGAAAUUUAGAAUGAAACUAAAAAAAAUAAAUUUUCUGAAAAAAUUUCAAAAUUUCUCCGAAAAAAAUUGAAAAAUAAAGUCACGUAAAUUUUAUUUUUUGCGUGAUCGAGGCAUCAUGCCUCAAAAUGCUUCGAUUUUUCGAUUUUCAACAAAAUUUUUUCGACAAAAAAAUUCAAAAAAACAAAUUGAAGUUUUCUAAAUUUUAAUUAUUUUAAGUAAAUUACUGUAGAUUCAAUUUUCCAGUUUCAUACUGUAGAUCCAAUUUCUCAAGUUAUACUGUAGAUUUAAUUUUUCAGAUUCUUACUGUAGAUUAAUUCUUCAAAUUCUUACUGUAGAUUCAAUUUUCCAGUUUCAUACUGUAGAUUACUGUAGAUUAUUUCUUGAAAUUUAGAAUGAAACUAAAAAAAAAUAAAUUUUCUGAAAACAUUUCAAAAUUUCCCCGAAAAAAAUUGAAAAAUAAAGUCACGUAAAUUUUAUUUUUUGCGUGAUCGAGGCAUCAUGCCUCAAAAUGCUUCGAUUUUUCGAUUUUCAACAAAAUUUUUUCGACAAAAAAAUUCAAAAAAACAAAUUGAAGUUUUCUAAAUUUUAAUUAUUUUAAGUAAAUUACUGUAGAUUCAAUUUUCCAGUUUCAUACUGUAGAUCCAAUUUCUCAAGUUAUACUGUAGAUUUAAUUUUUCAGAUUCUUACUGUAGAUUAAUUCUUCAAAUUCUUACUGUAGAUUCAAUUUUCCAGUUUCAUACUGUAGAUUACUGUAGAUUAUUUCUUGAAAUUUAGAAUGAAACUAAAAAAAAUAAAUUUUCUGAAAACAUUUCAAAAUUUCCCCGAAAAAAAUUGAAAAAUAAAGUCACGUAAAUUUUAUUUUUUGCGUGAUCGAGGCAUCAUGCCUCAAAAUGCUUCGAUUUUUCGAUUUUCAACAGAAAUUUCUGAAAAAAAACAAAAAUUUUCCAAAAUACCGAAUGUAGAUUCGGAGUGUACAAUAAUUCCAUGAAAUAUUAAACAAUCAAAUUCCUUUUUUUGAAAAUAUCUUCCGACGUUUUUCUUUUUACAGGAAUUCUACCCGCCCUGGCUCAUUCGCAUUUCGGUGUUGGAUGAAAACGUUUUUUCUAUUCUUAAAAGCGUUAUGCGGAAAUUUUCGAAAAAUGGUGUAACAUUGGCUCGAAAAAUUCCGGGAAUUUACGAAACGAACCGCUCAAAACUUCUUGAAGUUUUACUGAAUUUUGACGCCAACCCAACAUCAAGAAUUACUGAUUUAGUGGAUGUAAGUAUUUUUCAAACUAAUGUUUUAAAGUUUUUUACAAUCACAUUGUAAUUUUUCAGGAGAUCAGAAAUUUGGAGGUAAACAACGCCACUGUUUUAUUGAGAAAAAAAUAUCCACGCCCUGUCGUUGAAAAAUUUUUGGAAAAUGCCAAUGAUCCACAGUUAACCAAAUUUUGCAGGUGAGGAAAACAUAAAAACGAUAGUAUUGUAAUUUUUCAGAAAUGUGAAAGGUGCAAAAACCUAUGACGGAAUAGUGGAAGAAUAUGAAUCAUUCAAAAAUUCAGGUUUUGGUAUUAGAUUCUGCGAUGACAUAGAGCCCUCAGAAGUUGGAUUUUUGAAUGCAAUGGAUUUGGUGAGAAAAUUAGAAGUUUACAAAUAACCCAUGCGAAAUUUUAUUUCAGGGUGGCUUAGAUGACUGGAUUUCAUACGAACAACAAUGUCAGAUUUUAUUUUUGGUGAACGAUGAGAGCGAAGUUUGUUCACUGAAAAAGUUUGUUUUGCUCAAAGAACCAGUAAUUAUCAACCAAACAAGUGAGUAGAAGAUGAAAAAUUAAUGCCCAGUCUCAAACCCACGUAUCUCUCCUAACGAAUACAUGUUUUCAGCAAUGAAACUUCUACCAAUUUCCAUUCGAGUUUAUGAGAAUGGAGAAAUCGUUGACGACGAAGAUCAAAUUACUGAAAUAAUUCUUCGAAAAUCAAAAAUUUCUACAGACCUUUUCGAAUUAAAAGAAUUUGUCGAAUUGAUCCCAAAGUUCGGAAGAACGUGUGUUAUAAACGAAUGUGGUGAGUAUCAAUUCCAAAAAUUGGAUUUUAAUACGUUAUUUUCAGAACUGGGAAUGAAUAUCUUGCGAAAAAUCGACAUAGGAGAGGCACAUUCUUCCAACAAAAUUUUCAACAAACUUGGAAACUUCAUAAAAUAACUUUCACUAGUAUAUUCUAUUUUUAUUUUUAUUUCGCGGUAUCAUUUUCCAUCAUUAUUAUUUUUAUCCUUUUUUACUGAAUAAAAACUCUAUGAAACAAUUUCAGAAUACAAAAUAAAAAUAAGUUUAAAAACAAGAAAAAAACGUAUGUAAAACAACAAUAAUCAUUGUAAAUUUUCAUAACGUGGAAUUAGUUCUUCCCUCUUCGCAAUAAUUAAUUUUAUAUCAUGGAAAUUUCGUGUAUCCUCUUUUUUAUGUUUUUUUUUUCUGGUUUUAUGCAAAAGUUCACUAUUUUUGAGACUACCCUCGCCUUAUAUCUAAGUUUCAAAAGAUAUAUGUGGCCGAACUAUUUUGGUGGCCGAGAAAUGUCGGGAAUUCGGCCAAAGCAACAAACUCGCUCUAAUGUUGCAAAAUUUAUCAUUGUUGGAGCGAGUUUGUUGCUCUGGCCGAAUUCCCGACAUUUCUCAGCCACGAAAAUAGUUCGGCCCAGGCCUGUGCCUGUGCGGAAAAUUGAAACCCGGAGAACGGAAAGUCGGAAAUUUAAUCCAACUGUUCACUGGUAAUUUAAUAACUAUUUGGGACGUCUUACAUUCAAAAAAUCGUAAAAUUCUGAAAAAUUGGAAAAAAAAUUCCAAAAUUUUUUUUUAAAGAUUUAAACCACACCAGCCGUGGCUGGCCAGAGUACAAUUUUUGGAAAAAUCUGAAUUUCAGUUUUUAUAGGACAAAAAUUGAAAAAUUCACAAUCUUCGUACUGUAAAAAGAUAGCAUACAAUUUUUUAUUUCGGAAACCAAGAUUUUGGCCGAGGUGUGAUUUGAACAUUUUUAAAAUUGCUCAUAAUCUUCGGGCCAUUUAAAUUCUAAAAAAUCCCUUUCUCAAUUUCCAGAGUCGAAACCCCGGCAUGGCGAAAAAACGAUUUCUGCGAAAAAUGCAACUCGCCAUUCUUCUGGAAUCUCCAAGCAAUGUGGCAACGAAAAGUCGUCGGAUUACGUCAACAUCAUUGUCGAACAUGCGGUGCAGCUGUAUGCGGAACAUGCUGCAAUAAUUGGACAAGUUAUCCACCAAUGGGUUUUGAGACGAAAAUUCGCAUUUGUAAUGAUUGCGACGCGAAAAUGAAGGAUAAUCCGCAGAAUUUUGAGUGAGUUUUUGGUUGAUUUUUUAGAAAUCUAAGUUCAUUUUCAGCUUAACUCCUUUGGCUGCAAAUCACGAGAUUCGCACCGGAAUCACUGCUAUGCAUCUCCAAGAAACACUCGGACUUUUGGCGACAAGUGGACAAAAUCGUGUUAUUAUGAUUUGGGAUGUCAAGAAUUUAUUGUAA